This is a messenger RNA of Arctia plantaginis, 261 nucleotides long. The record is from the annotation of a GenBank genome assembly. NCBI's taxonomy places the organism in Eukaryota, Metazoa, Arthropoda, Insecta, Lepidoptera, Erebidae.
AUGGAGAUGGGCUCGUUUUGUGUAGUUACCUCGGUUCUGGCUGACAUUGUGCCGAGCGAUAGCGGGCGUGCGAAGAAUGCCAAUGGAAACAACUUUACUGUUGGUUUCCUCGAAGCCGACACGCGUGACGAACCGAGAACCGGUUACACGACACCAGACAAAAACAAUGCAUUAGCAAUGCUUUUCAUUAAUUUUAGACUUGCUUGCUAUUUUACUUAUAAACUUGAAGAAAAUACGGAGAAUUGCGACAUGCAAGUGUGA